ACUUGCCUCUCCUCGCUUUCAGUCUCGCUGUCUGUGACGCGUGGUCCAUCCACGGCAACGGAGCCGAAUCUGGCCGACCAACGAUGCCGCCCCGCUCGCGGGCCGUCCUCGCCUACGAGGAGGCUGCGCCCGCGCCUGGCGGCUCCCGCGCCGCGCCGGCUCCUCGGCUGGCCUUCGACGCGGUGGCGCGGCUGCCCGAGCCGCACGACAACUGCGCCAUCGCGAGGCAGGACCUGCCGCGAGGCACGGCGCUGACGCAGCUUCCGAGCGGCGGCUCGGAGCUCACGCUCUCGGUCGCGGUGCUGGAGGGCCACCGCUUUGCGCUCGUCCCGAUCGCGGCCGGAGCGCUGCUCCUCUCGUGGGGCGAGCCGUUUGGCAAGGCGCUCGCGCCCAUUGCGCCGGGCGAGUGGGUGCGGAACGCCAAGGCCCUCCACGAGUUGCGCCGGCGCGCGGUGGACUCGGCGCACGGCGCGCACGCCAACUUUGUCGACUUUACCAAGCAGCCGACGCUGACGCGCGACGGGUUCGCGCCGGGCGUGCGGCGCCCGCUCCGCCCGCAGCUCGCGCCCGGCUUUGACGGCUUCGUGAGGUCGGCGGGGCGAGGCGUGGGCACGCGCAACUACCUGGUGCUGCUGUGCGCCACCUCGCGCGCCAACGCCGCCGCGCGCGCGCUCGAGCGCCGGCUCAAGUCGGAGCCGAGGACGGACGGCUUCGACGGCGUCGUGGCGCUGCCACACACCGAGGACGGCGCCGUCGGGCCGGGCCGAGAGGCAAACAACCGAGGUCUGCUCCUCCGCACGCUGCUCGGGUGGAUGCUCCACCCAAACGCCGGCGCGUGCGUCGUGCUGCAGACGGCGGCCGACGAGGCGGUGGCAGGGGGCAUCAGCUACGACACGCUGCGAGCGCACGCCCUCAAGGCAGGCCGGGGGGCGCAGCUCGAGGCGCUGCCGCACGCGGUCCACACGCUCCCGCUCCGCGACUUCGAGGGCGAGCUGCAGGCGGCCGAGGCGGCGGCGAGGGCGCUGCUGCCCGAGGUGGCCACCUGCGCGCGCGUCCGCUGCCCGCCGUCGGCGCUGCAGGUUGCGCAGCAGUGCGGCGGCUCGGAUGCCUUCAGCGGGACCGACGCGAACCCGCUCGUGGGCGAGGCGUGCAGGCGGCUCAUCGAGGCGGGCGGCACGGCGCUGCUCGCCGAGACGGACGAGCUGAUCGGCGCGGAGCAGUACAUUCUGCAGAACGUCAAGGACUUCGCCACCGCCGACAAGUUCCUAACCUUUGUGUCGCGCUUCCAGCGGCACGCGGCGGCGCACGACUGCUCGGCGGAGGGCAACCCGUCGGGCGGCAACCUGUACCGCGGGCUCUUGCCCGCAGGCGCAGCGAUGAAGCGACACCCCGCGGUGCGGCUCGAGCACGUCCUCGAGUACGCGGAGCCGCUGCCGCCGCCGCAGCCAGUGCCCGACGCGGAGGUUGAGGGCGGCGAGGUCGAGGGCGGCGGCGGCGGCGGCCACGCGCGGGGCGCGGGCUACUGCUUCAUGGACUCGCCGGGCAACGACUUGGAGUCGAUCGCGGGGCAGGUUGCGUCGGGCUGCAACCUCAUCUACUUUACGACGGGCAACGGCUCGAUCACAAACUUCCCCUUCGUGCCCACGAUCAAGGUCGUGUCGACGUCGCAGCGGUACGAGCUCAUGGCGAACGACAUGGACGUCGACGCCGGCGCGCAAGGGACGCGCGCGCAGCUCGGCGAGCGGCUGCUGCAGCUGACCCUCGAGGUGGCGAGCGGCGCGCGCACCAAGGGCGAGAGCAGCGGCCAUCACCAAGUCCAGGUCUGGCGGGACUGGGCGCACCACCCCCUCGCCGAGGGCGACGAGCGCAUCGGCCGCGAUGGCGCGACCGAGCUCGCAAAGAGGGCGGAGGCGACGCGCCAGGCGGCGGCCGACGGGGCGGCCAGCAGCGAGCGCGAGGCCACGGCCGACGACGCGGCACCGGCGGCGGCGGCGGCGGCGGCUGCGGCGGCGAGGCGCGGCCUCCGACUCGCGGAGGCGCCCGCCUCGGUGCAGGCCCUCGCUCCAACCUACCUGGCGCUGCCCGCGGCGGCGGGGGGCCAAGCGGCGGCGGGGGGCCAGGCCACGACCGAGCACGUGGCGCUCGUCCUGCCCACGUCGCUCUGCUCUUCGGAGGUUGCGCGCAGCCUCGCCGCCGACCUCUCCGCCAGGUCCACGCUGCGCGUGGUCUCGCUGCCGCACACGGAGGGCUGCGGCGUGAGCGACGAGCGGCCCGCGGCGCGCACGCUCCUCGGCCACCUGGCGAGCCCGCUGGUGAGGCACGCGCUGCUGCUCGAGCACGGCUGCGAGAAGACGCACAACGACUACUUUGCGGAGCAGCUCGGCGCGCUGCACCUCGGCGGCUCGGAGCAGUACGGCUGGGCCAGCCUGCAGAAGGACGGCGGCGUCGGCGCGGUCAAGACCAAGGUGCAGGCGUGGUUUGAGCGGCAGGUGGCGGGCGCGCCGCCGCCGCCGCCGCGCGCCGCCGCGCCGCUCUCGCAGCUGCGCCUCGGGCUGCUUGCGGGCCACCCGGGCGACGCCGACGGCGCUCCGCUGCCCGAGGCGCUCUCCGUCUGCUUUGGGCAGCUCGUGCACUUGCUCGCGCGGGGCGGCGGGCAGGCGGUGCUGCCGGAGGGCAGCCCGCUGCUCCGCGACGCAACGUUUCUCGAGACGACCCUCGCGUGGGGCGAGAGGCCGCGGGCGACGACGCGGUACGGCGAGCGGUGCGUCGGGCCCGGGCUGCACGUGAUGGAGGCGCACGACGCGAGUGGCAAGCGGCCGAUGAGUUGGGUCGAGACGACGGUGGGCCUCUGCGGCGCCGGACUGCACGCGGUCGUGGCGUGGCGGCCCGCCGUGUGCGGCGCCGUCACGGGCCACCCGAUGGUGCCGGUGCUCUCGGUGCAGCUCGACGACGCCGGCGUGGCGGCCGACGUGCUGCUGCCGGCGGCGCGGCCGCACGAGUGGCUGCAGGUGCUGCUUGGCCAGCUGGCGGCCGUCGCCGGCGGCGAGCUCACCCCGAUCGCGCUGCGCUCCGGCAACGUCGACUUUCAGAUCCCGCGCGGUGGCGCGGUGUCGCUGUGA
Molecule: messenger RNA, 3119 nt
Organism: Emiliania huxleyi CCMP1516
Lineage: Eukaryota; Haptophyta; Isochrysidales; Noelaerhabdaceae
Exons: 4
Coding region: 84-3119 (1011 amino acids)
Biological process (GO): D-galacturonate catabolic process
Molecular function (GO): lyase activity
Source: RefSeq, a predicted model, not a curated record